This is a messenger RNA of Etheostoma spectabile (orangethroat darter), 1685 nucleotides long. It is a transcript of the gene cfap119, whose product is annotated as cilia and flagella associated protein 119. The transcript has 11 exons. Bases 518 to 1312 code for a protein of 264 amino acids. NCBI's taxonomy places the organism in Eukaryota, Metazoa, Chordata, Actinopteri, Perciformes, Percidae. The record is from RefSeq and is a predicted model, not a curated record.
UCUAUUAGUUCAUCUAGCUAUUAUUACGUUAACAGCGUUGGUAGGCCUAUAUAUACUAUUUGAAUCCAGUUUUAGUCCACUGAUGCAGUUGUUUGCAGCCAGGGCGAUUUAUCUAUUUAUUGUCAUGUUUACAAAUAAUAGGCACAAAUUCCAAACGGUUUGUCUGGCUGCAUUAUGUUUUUUCGUUCAGGUGUCGACCUAAUGUUACCUGGGCUACAGCGAUAUAGUGGGCUAUCUGUUGUAUGUUUUUAGGUGUAUUCACAAUUUUGUGACGCACUUCAAAUAAGUUUAGCCUACUUUUUUUCUUUUAUGUUAUAUCAUAUGGUCUUAAGGUUCCUUGCCUAAAACCAUGGAACCUCUGAAAGUUCCUGAAUCGGAAAAAGAAGAAAACCGACGUGGUUGCUAGGAUACACCCAGGUAACCAAAACAGGAAAUGUUCCAGCUUCACCGAAGCCUGUUUUAGUCAAUCUGUUCACUUCUGCAGUUUGCUCAAUUUUUUCGGCUAAAGAAACAUAAAAUGAAUACGAACACAAAGGUACCACAGGCCCUGAAAGCUAAAGUAAUGCUAUGGACAGAUGUAAGCUACCAUGACAUGGAGGAGUUUGACAAAAUACAUUCCAUUCCUGAUCUGGAAAGUGCUUUGUGCAGUGUGUUUAGAGUCGACCUACUUGAACCAAAAAGAGGAGUUCUGCUGGAGUUGUAUGUCCAGGCCGUGCUUUUUUGCAGGGAACGCAACUUCAUAAAGGAACAAACAUCUGCUCUCUUGUCCAUCAUCAAGUCCAUCCAUGAUGCUAACAUAGAAACUCCACUCAACAACAUAGAGCAGUGUUUCAAAUACUGCAAGGAGCUACUUCUCUGUCACUCAGUCAGGCGACCCCCCUUUAGUAUCAACCUCUUCAGCUCUGAGGAGGUGAACUGUAUCUUAAAGUACAUCCAUAACAGCUACGUGAGACACUACAAACUCUACAAAUAUAUUUUUACCCCACAGGUAAAACUGGAUUUGUCUUUGACUUACUCUGGGAUCUCAGACCAGGAUGAACCUACCAUGGAGGAUUCUUCUGCUCCAGAUUUUGAAAAUGAGAUUAAAAAAGAAACAAAAGCAGCACCAAAGACAGACAGCAAAGCAUCCAUCGAAGAGCCGCAGGGAGCCUCACUCGGUUCAAAAUCCGAACUGAAGGCAUUGAUCGAGAAAGAGGUCAGAGAGCAGAUGACGCUUAUGUCUGGACAAUUAGAUCAGCGAAUGAAAGACAUUGCAGAUCAGCACAAGAGUGCACAAGAGGCCCCACAGCCCAACCACAAGGCCAAAAAAUAAUGAAUGAGAAAUGUUGGUUUCCGAUGAGCACUCACAAAAUACGACAAUUCAAACUCAGACGUUAUAUAGUUUUAUUGUCAAUGAAACCUUUUUUCUUCAUAUACAGUACAUUUAUAUCUGCAUUUGUACAAUUACUGUACAUUUCUCAGUGAGGUACUUUCAGGAAAAGUGCCCCAAAUAAACUAAAGAAUGAACUGAGUAGGAAAUGUUGUUGGUUUGUUUUUAUAGGAUAUGCUCUCACAAAUAGUCUUCACAGUUAGUUUGAGUGAGUUUCCUAUUGAGUAACGCUUGCAUGCUAACAGCUACAGGAUACUCUACCAAAUACUGUACUUGAUUGAAUAUUUCACGUAUCUUCUGGUACUGAUUUGUAACA